CACCAAGCGCCACGCUGCAGCUGUUUGUUGGAUUCUGCGCUGUACGCUCCAGGGUGGAUUGGAGUUUGGAGUAGUACACAGAGUGAUAAUAAAAUUUGUUUGGGUUUGUCAUCGCGUGCAAUUUUUUGUAAGAAUAAUUUGAACGAGACAAACAUAGGUUAAAUAUGGAGGAUAGCGGUAUUGAUAGUGAAGAUAGACAGUCCAAUAUAUAUGAGGAUGGUGCAGCAGGUUUGCUGAAAACUGCCAGUGGAGCGCCCAAACAUAUGUCGGAUCUGGAGUUUGAGGUGGCAUUUAGGGGUGCCAGCAAGGUAUAUGCGCCAACUACAAUUGAAAUCGAUGACGAUAGGGCUGUUCGAGGGACAGAGCGCAACGAGCCGCCAAACACCUGCCGCAUACUGCAACGAAAAUUGGAGCUGAAGGUCGAGCGGGCCCGGCGCAACUAUACACAGUACCAAGAGGAGCAGGCAACUAAAACACAAGCAGCCACACUCAUACCUAUCAAUCGGCUGCCCAUACCGGGCGAACCGGAGCAGAAGCCGCUCGUCGAUUAUAAGUCUGAGAGCAGCGAUGAGGCGGAAGAGAUAUCGUUCUUCCCGGCACAGCUGAAGCGUGUCAAACGACGUCAGCAGAAUCAUGAACUUACCGAUACUUUUAGUAUACAAGAGAUGACUAUAGAGUCUGAUUUGGAGUCCGAUGACAGCGGUGGCACUCAAAACCUCGAACUACUCUUGCCCUCCAUGAAAUCAAAUAUUUUGGAUAAGUUGAAGAGCUGUUUUGGGUGCUGCCAGCGCAGGUAAUGCACGAAGAAACAGCCCUUUCACAGUCGGUCCAGGCACAAACACGUUAUUGACAGGCACUCGAAAUUCACUUGUAGACACUAUAUGCAGAAAUACAUCUAUAAAUAAUUGCCAA
Molecule: messenger RNA, 912 nt
Organism: Drosophila grimshawi
Lineage: Eukaryota; Metazoa; Arthropoda; Insecta; Diptera; Drosophilidae
Exons: 3
Coding region: 165-797 (210 amino acids)
Source: RefSeq, a predicted model, not a curated record